Molecule: messenger RNA, 2954 nt
Organism: Drosophila sechellia
Lineage: Eukaryota; Metazoa; Arthropoda; Insecta; Diptera; Drosophilidae
Gene: Tgi
Product: Tondu-domain-containing Growth Inhibitor
Exons: 3
Coding region: 918-2522 (534 amino acids)
Biological process (GO): negative regulation of DNA-templated transcription
Molecular function (GO): transcription coactivator binding
Source: RefSeq, a predicted model, not a curated record
CGCCGUUCGCCGACGAUCAGUUUGAGUUUGGCCGUGGAAGCCGCCAGUUCGGUGUCGCUUUGCUCAGUUGCUCAGUUGCACCAGUUGCCCAGUUCCUAAUGCUAUAUAGCUGAUAUAGCUAUAGCCGAUACCUUGCUAUUCGUACUACGAUUUGUGGCGUGGAACGUGCGUCCAGAUCGGUUCGUGUGUGCCGCCCCGUUCCGUUCGUCGGUCUCUGAAAGCGAAAACUGGCGCUCAAGUUCAGUCAGCGAUUUGUCGGUUUCUAUGCAAAUCAUUACUCGGAAAAGAAACACAUAUAACCCAGAGACGACAGAGUCGGAGACAGAGCCGCCGUAACAACAAAAGACAGAAAAAGCCAGAAAAAAGAGCGUGCUAUUUUUAUUUUGCUAAAUGUCGACUCGAGGCUCACGUCGCCGGAGCAGAGCCAAAGUCUCCGUUUCAACUGGCGAGAGACUGUAACCCGAGUCGCGGUUCGCGCAAAAAAAAAAAUAAAAAUAAAAAAAAAAAACAAAAUCGCAGAAGAAAAAAAAACCAACAGACAAACAGAAACAGAUUGUAUCUGUAUCUAUAGUCGCGACUUGCGGCUCGUUUUGUGUGCGCACAUUCGUGUAUCUGUAUCUGCCGCCGAGCGCAAAAAAGUAAUCAUAAACUGGAAGGGAAAGAAAAACAAAUAAAUAAUAAAAGAAAAAAGAAAAGAGUGCCGCUCCCCAGCAUCCGAGGAGUACUUCAACUGAUACCGAUUGAUAGAUACCGCCCCCAACUGCCGGCCAAGGCGUAGUGAUUUGUGAAUCAGCUGAGUCGGUUUUUUUGGCGGCGACUGCGGUGUGGGAGGAUCGAUCCCCCCCAGAGAUUUGGAUCGAGAACAAGGAAGUGGCUAGAUAGCGCAGCUAAUUGAGAAUCCAUCAAGUUCGCGUAGAAUGGCUCUCCGCUUAGAUUAUCGUUGCUUACUGGAUGCCUUCGAGGAUUACUACUACCACAAGGAGAUCCAGCGUUUGGUCGCCGAAACCGCUGGGGGGGCUACAGCAACAUCUCCCUCCUCAUCCGCCUCCUCGACGGCCUCCAUCUCAUCUGCAUCCUGCUCGAGUGGACCCUCCACUUCCUCCAACGCCUCGUCCGCGGCCAGUACGCACGGUUCGUUGGCCCAGGUGGCUACUGCCCGAGCGGCCGCUGCUCUGGCGGACCAACAAGCACUGGCCAGCCAGAGGGCGAUGUUCUACAAUGUCCAGCAUCCUCAGCAGCUGCAGCAGCUGCAUGCGUUGCAGGCGGAGUCCGGCAAUCAGCAGAUGCAUCCGCAGGCGAAUGCCGAUCCCAACGCCUCCUCCAUGGCCAACAGUCUACUCUGGCAGCCAUGGCGAGAUCUCCAGCAGGCGGCCGCCAUGCAUCAUCAGCUCUACAGGCAGCAGCAGCAGCAGUUGCAGUUGCACUCAGAGAUGCGUGCGACGUCCAAGGUGCUGACCACCACCAAGUGGCGACGCGAACGGCGUCAGCGCAGUGCCGGAUACCAACCGCACGAGGCAGGCAACAGCGAGAGGGAGCGGGAACGGGAACGGGAUCGGGACCGAGAGGAUCGCGACAUGGACAGUCCCAUUGACAUGUCGGUGACGACGGGAGCUCUGAAGCAGAGAGCCUCACCGCCGCCUCCCUAUCGCGAACCCUUGCCUGGGACCAACUACGCGGCCAACAGCCGACCCAGCGUCAUUACCCAGGCUCCACCCAAACGAGAACCACCGGAGCAGGCCCACUCUACAGAUAUGGCGAUGUGCGACAUUGACGAGCACUUCCGACGCUCACUGGGCGAGAACUAUGCUGCCCUGUUCGCCAAGAAGUCACCGACGCCUACGCCAACACCCACGCCCUCGCCAAGUGGUACUCCCAAGCAGCAGGUUUCGCCGCUGGCCUACGGACUGCCUUCAUCAACCAGCACAGCGGCAUCGCAGCACUACCAGCAGCAACGCUCGCCGCUGGCCAAGUCGGGAUGGGCCAUUCUGGAGCCCGAAUCGCUGCAGCCGGAACUGCCGCCGCCGCAGGAGGAACCGCUUCCCCUGUCGCUGGCACUGCAUCGCACCCAAACGCCGCCAUCGCCGCCACCUUCGGCCACGGGAUCGGCACCAGCGCUACCCACGCCCGUCAGCCAGGUGAUGGAGGCAGCGGUGGCGGGCAGGCGGAUCCUGGACACGCCACACCACACGCCGCCGAGAUACAACACGCCACCGCCUCCACCGCCGGCUUAUGGAAUAGCCGGAACCACCGUAGUGGCGCCGACUUUGACACCGACUCCAACUCCGAAUCCGACGCCGUCGCAGAUUCCCACGCCCACGCCCAGCAUGCCGGCCAUUAUUCGGGUGAAGGCUGAACCGGGACUGGCGGCCGUGGCUGCCUCCUCGACGCAGACGCCGCCCGCUUCGCCCACCUCGUCCACGAAUAUCUCGAUAUUCACCAAGACUGAAGCCUCGGUGGACGACCACUUUGCCAAGGCGCUGGGCGAAACCUGGAAGAAGCUGCAAGGCGGGCACAAGGAGUAGACGAGGAGCAAGCGAGCAAAUCACCCACCAACCCGCACACAACCCGAUCCCGAUCCCAAUCCCCAACAGAACUCAAAACAACCCAACCCAAAAGCAACCCCUGAUCCUCAACGAUUCAACUCAAGAGCUGUUUUUAUUAUAAAUAUUUCAAACUACACAAUUAACGUUUAAAGAUCUCAUGCUGAUGUGAACGGAAAUUCUUCAACUGCGAGUGUAUUACAAGUUUCUGAUAUAAUGAUUUUAUUGAAUAUUGAUAACGGUUAGCGCGCGGAUAUAAUUAUAUAUAUAUAUAUAUGAAUAUUUACAUAUAUAUGGAUAAAUGUGUAUGACAAAGUGUAUACGUACAAGUUACAAAAUUUUGUAUUCUUAACGCUUAGUUGGUAGAGACUAAUCCUUAAUAAUAUACCUAUUAAACAUAAGUAAACAAUCCUA